Molecule: messenger RNA, 3748 nt
Organism: Tigriopus californicus
Lineage: Eukaryota; Metazoa; Arthropoda; Copepoda; Harpacticoida; Harpacticidae
Gene: msk
Product: importin-7-like
Exons: 4
Coding region: 254-3418 (1054 amino acids)
Biological process (GO): protein import into nucleus
Cellular component (GO): cytosol; nuclear envelope
Molecular function (GO): small GTPase binding
Source: RefSeq, a predicted model, not a curated record
CCUGCUUCUUCAGAGAAGACAGAGUCAGGAGUGAGGAGUGACUUUUCAUCUUCUGGGGCUCGAGGACCUCUUGGACGGCCGCGUGAUUCCCGCCUAGCUCUGACCGAGUUGUCCCUCCGUGCCUCCCUCCCUGCCUCCCUGCCUCCCUCCUCGUGUCUGUCCCAGUCUCCGGACCCUGGUCAUUGAGUUGCCCGUGGGGCUGGAUUUCCGCGUGGUCGUCGGACUUAAUCGGGCUUAAAAAGGCCAGGUCAAUAUGAAUAAGGCCAAUGUGGCGGGGCUCUUGGGCCAAACGCUGGAUCCCAAUUUGCAGAAGAAUGCCGAAGCUCAAUUGGACCAGAUGCAAAAGAUCAUCGGGUUUCCCCUCACCCUCAUGGAGAUUGUCAUGGACGGUAACGCCUACAAUUUGGCCACCCGCCAGUCGGGCGUGAUUCUCCUCAAGCGAUUGAUUAUGCACUCGUGGUCGGAAAAGACCUUUAAUCCCAUUGAGGGCGGCACGCCCCCGUUUUCCAUUCACGAGCAGGAUCGGGCGUGUAUUCGGCAACACUUGGUCAACGCCGUCAUUGGCGCGCCCGAGGCCCUACGGAUCCAGUUGGGCGUGUGCGUGGCCACUGUCAUCAAGGCCGAUUUUCCAGGCCGUUGGCCGGAUGUGGUGGAUCAAAUCAACCAUCAUCUCUUGGCCACGGGCUCGGUCGAGUCGGUGAUUGGCGCACUCUUGGUCGAGUACCAAUUGGUCAAGGCCUACGAGUACAAGAAGCGCGAGGAUCGGGCUCCUUUGCACGACGCUAUGCGACUGUUGAUGCCGGGCACCAUUCAGUUGCUGAAUAAUUGCAUGCAAGAUGGCUCGGUGGCCAGUGCCGAAGUCCGCAAGCUCAUUCUCAAGAUCUUCUUCGCGCUCACGCAAUACUUGCUGCCCUUGGAUCUGUUGCCCAAAGAGUCGUUAAAAGCCUGGUUGGAGCGGGUGCGUCACGUGCUGCUCUUGCCCGUGCCUGAAGCCACCUCGGCUGUGGAUGAGGAUGAGCGCCCGCAGCUCAUCUGGUGGAAGGAAAAGAAGUGGGCCAUGCAUAUCUUGACCCGCUUCUUUGAGCGCUACGGCUCGCCCGGUAAUGUCCAAAAGGAGUACAAGGACUUUGCUGAGUAUUACCUGAAAGAGUUCUCCGAAGAGACGCUCAAGAGCAUCUUCCAGGUGUUGGAAUACCACUUAAACGGCACCUAUGUCAGUCCUCGGGUCUUGCAGCAAGCUCUCAACUACAUGAACACUGGCGUGUCGCAUUCGCUCACUUGGAAAUUCAUCAAACCCUACGCACCCCGAUUGAUCGAGGGCAUUAUCUUCCCACUCAUGUCCUACAGUCAAGAGGACGCCGAGCUGUGGGAAGUCGAUCCGUACGAGUACAUCCGCAUCAAGUUCGACAUCUUUGAAGAUUUCGUCUCACCCGCCACGGCCGCCCAGACUUUGUUGCACUCCAUGUGCAAGAAACGAAAGAACGUGCUCAACGUCACGAUGGAUUUCCUCAUGAACGUGGUGAGAAACGAGACGGCCACGGCCUCGCAAAAAGACGGCGCGCUUCACAUGAUCGGCACCAUGGCUGACAUUCUGCUCAAGCAGAAGAUGUAUAAAGACAAGUUGGAGGAGUUUCUCACCCAGAUCAUCUUUCCCGAGUUCGCUAAUCCCUUGGGACACAUGCGAGCUCGAGCCUGUUGGAUGCUACACUAUUUUGCCGACAUUCGAUUCAAGAACAAGGCUGUCUUGGGCGAGGCCUUCCGAUUGACCAUUCAUUGUUUGUUGAAUGAUAAGGAUAUUCCGGUCAAGGUGGAAGCUGCCAUUGCCCUGCAAAUGAUGCUCACCAGUCAGGGUGACACGGCCAAGGCAUUCCUUGAACCGCAGAUCGGACAGAUUACGCUUGAACUCUUGAACAUCAUCCGGGAUACGGAGAACGACGACCUCACAUCGGUCAUGCAAAAAAUUAUCUGCUCCUACUCGGAACAGUUGACCCCCCUCGCCACCAACAUCAGUGAGCACCUAGUGGAAACUUUUAUCAAGGUGGUGACGGAAGGGAACGACGAAAGUGAUGACAAGGCCAUCACGGCCAUGGGUCUCUUGAACACACUAGAGACGCUUCAUUCCGUGAUGGAAGACAACGAGAAUGUUCGCAACCAAUUGGAGCCCAUUCUCCUCAAAGUCAUCCACCACAUCUUCUCCAACUCCAUCAUGGAGUUCUACGAGGAAGCUCUGACCCUCUCUUGUAACAUGACCACGAUCGCCAUUAGUCCAAACAUGUGGAGCGUCCUGGAGUUGAUCUACCAGGCCUUCCAGCGAGAUGCCAUUGACUACUUCACGGACAUGAUGCCCGUUCUCCACAAUUUUAUUACAACCGACACGAACGCUUUCCUCAGCAAGUCUGAAUACUUGAUGGCCAUGUACAACAUGAGCAAGACGGUGUUGGAGAACGAUUCUGGAGAGGACCCCCAGUGUCAUGCGGGCAAAUUGUUGGAAGUGAUCAUCCUCCAAUGUACGGGCCGAAACAUUGAUCAAGCCAUUCCCCUCUUUGUGCAGCUCACAUUGGCCAGACUCAGUCAGGAGAUCAAGACCUCCGAGUUGAGGACCAUGUGCUUGCAAGUGAUCAUUGCCGCCCUCUUAUAUGACCAGCAGGUGUUUAUGAACAGCAUUCAAGCGAGUGCCUCGACCCAUCCUCCUGAGGUCAUUCUCAAGAACUUCCUUCACCAAUGGCUUAGCGAUGCGGACUGUUUCAUCGGAGUGCACGAUCGUAAGUUGAGCAUCCUCGGCCUCUGCACGAUCAUGUCUGUGCCUCAAAUGCCUGGAGUGGGUGAGAAUGCCCCGCGAUUCUUGCCGGCCCUGGUCAUGCUCUUUGACGGACUCAAAAGAGCCUACGAGCUCCAGGAUGACUCGGAUGAUAAUGACUCGAAUUCGGGGAACGCCAGCUUGGAUGACGAGGACGCUUUAGAAUCGGACGAGGACGAGAUUGACGAGACCUCGAAUGUCUAUCUGGAAAGUCUGAGUGAAAAGUUGAACAAAUCAUCCGGAGGCCAAUUUCAGCUGAACGCCUCUGUGGAGAAUGGCGAGGAUGAUUGGGAUUCGGACGAUGAGUUCUAUGAGGAAGCUUCGCUGGAGAACUACACCACGCCCAUUGAUGAUGAAGAUGCCGUGGACGAGUACCUCAUCUUCAAGACCACCCUCGAGAAUGUCGAGAAGGUCGACCCCAAAUGGUACGCCCAAGUCAUAGCCCCUCUUAACGAGGAGAUGAAGCAUCAAGUCCAGACCAUUUUGACCACUUACGAACAACGGAAGGCGGCCAAGGAGAGCAAAUCUAUCGAGAAACAAGGAGGUUACGUCUUCGAUCAGCAAUCCGUUCCGUCUCAGUUUUCCUUUGGCGCCAAUGGGAACAAAUUCAAUUUCGGUUAGCGUAUAACCAAGGGUUGACGCAAAUAUUGGCACAUCAUUAUCAUCGUAACAGAAUAUUUUAUAUAUCAAAUCGAAUGCCAGUAUAUUCAUCAACAUACAAGGUGUGUUUCCUCACUGUUCUGACCCAAAGGCUUCAUUCCUACACCUAAUGUGUCAACUUGAUUGUCUGUCAUGAUCUGGGAGGUCAGCACCGUAGGCUUAAUUUGGGACUUUGCCUUAAAUUGUCCCUCAAACAGGGCUGUUAUUCACCACUGACCUACAUCACACUGGAAUGACAUUGAGGUGUAUUAGAAAGACUUGGCUAAAAAUAAAAAAAGGGGCAAAAACGAA